Messenger RNA from Seriola aureovittata, 4189 nucleotides. Its product is annotated as alpha-1,6-mannosylglycoprotein 6-beta-N-acetylglucosaminyltransferase B-like. The record is from RefSeq and is a predicted model, not a curated record. Lineage: Eukaryota; Metazoa; Chordata; Actinopteri; Carangiformes; Carangidae. The transcript is spliced from 17 exons. Bases 27 to 2276 code for a protein of 749 amino acids. Gene Ontology annotation, biological process: protein N-linked glycosylation. Gene Ontology annotation, molecular function: alpha-1,6-mannosylglycoprotein 6-beta-N-acetylglucosaminyltransferase activity. Gene Ontology annotation, cellular component: Golgi apparatus.
AUCCAACAUCCUGUAAACAGAGGGCCAUGCGUGUUGCACUGCGGCCACGCAGUGGUUGCUUGGUGCUCUGUCUGUGCCUGUCAGUGUUCACCCUGCUGCUACAGAGCCUCUGGGUGCCACUUGAGAUGGCCAAGGAUGAACCUGCCGGGAGGUCACCUGAGGAACAGGGUCAGCGUGGUCUUGGCUUUCGUCGGCUGGCUCUGCGAUUGGAGGCUUUGAGCACUCAGGUGCAGAGGCUGAGCAGAGAGAGAGAUGUCACCCAGCUGACCAGAGAGGAUGUCAAUCUGCUACUGCAGAGCUUUAGACAGGACCAGCAAGGCUUGGCCCGCCUGGUAGAGAGGGAGCUGAAGAGAGUGUCCCAGAAGCUUGAUCAGCUCAGCCGUCAUCACCACCAUCACCAUAAGUCUCACACUCCGCCACCGCACGAUGACAGAGCACACAUAGGGCCCAAUGACUGUGAGGUGCCAAUGGAUUCUGCGUAUCCGGUGUGUGCCGAGAAAGUGGAGUUCCUGCAGUCACGCUGGCAGUCAGACCCCUGCUAUGCAUUUUAUGGGGUGGAUGGUAGCACCUGCUCCAUAUUGACUUACCUAAGCCAAAUAGAAGACUUUUGCCCCCCUCACCUCAGGAGGAACCACUCUGAACUGCCAUGGCACAAGAAACCUCACACUUAUACAGAAAAGGCUGAGAUACGAACGUCUCUAAGCCAACUGUAUGAAGUCAUCGGCAACAACAGUGGUCCUGCAAUAGACUUCAUCCGGUCCAGAGUGGACAGGAUGUCUGAACAGUGGAUACAGGCUGGUCUGAGGAUGGGACACAACAGCAACAAGACGGUCUCCAACCAGAUGAGGGUGCUGCUGUAUCCGGGUGCCCUGGCUGGGACUGUUGGUCAGCGUUUUGAAGCCAUGGUGGAAAGAGGGGGGCCUCUUGGGGAGCUGGUCCAGUGGGCAGACCUCAGUGCCUGUCUGAUAAUCCUGGGCCACAAUAUAACCUUCAGCACCUCACAGCACCAACUCCACAGCCUGAUAGGUGCUGCUCCUGGCCGAGGUAGUUGUCCAAUCCAGAGGCCCCUGACCUUUGACCUCAUCUAUACCGACUACCAUGGCCUUGCUCACCUUCAAGGAGCCAUGGGACUGGCUUUUCAGCAUUACCAGUGCCGCUUCAGAAUCCUGGAUUCUUUUGGCACUGAACCUGCCUUUAACCUGGGGAGUUAUGCUCAUAGACACGGAUAUAAAACAUUGUGGGGCAGAUGGGGUCUACAACCUCUGCAAUACAUGACCAUGUUCCCUCACACUCCUGAUAACUCCUUCCUGGGCUUUGCGAGUGAGGAGGCAGUGAGGGCGGAGGUGAGAGAGGAGGAGCUGGAGAGCCACAGGAAAGACAGGAUAGCAAUUGUCUACGGCAAACAGGACUACAUGUGGCAGGGUAAAUCUGAGUAUGUGGAGGUGGUCAGUGAGGAGCUGGAGACCCAUGCCACAGUCUUUCAGCCUCCAGGACACACCUCUAAUCUGCCCAGCUUUAUCAGAAACCACGGCCUGCUGACUCAGGAACACUUCCUACAACUUCUCCGCAGAGCCAAGGUGUUUGUAGGCCUUGGUUUUCCCUAUGAGGGUCCAGCUCCUAUUGAGGCAAUAGCUCUGGGCUGCAUCUUCCUUCAACCACAAUUUGACCCACCACACUCAUCAGACAACAAUGACUUUUACAAGGGCAAACCCACCACAAGACAGAUCUCCUCCCAGCACCCUUAUGCUGAAGAAUUCAUUGGUAAACCUCAUGUGUGGACUGUGAACAUGACCAACAGCACCGAUGUACGAGAGGCAGUCAAAGCUAUCCUAAGCACAGAGGUGAAGCCUUUCACCCCCCGAGAGUUCACCUGUGAGGGAAUGCUGGAGCGGGUUCAUGGUUAUAUCACUCACCAGGACUUCUGCAGUAAAUCUGUCCCUGUUUGGCCACCAGAAAGUGCUCUAAGGGUGCACCUGGGUCCCCUGGGCCAGUCGUGUGUGAGUGUGUGCCGACGCUCCUCCCUGGUGUGUGAGCCUGCUCUGUUUCACCACCUCAACAGUCCCUCCGCGUUCACCAGGCUUGGACUAGGCUGUUCCAGCGUGGGGCCGGAAAUCAACCACCUGUUUCCUGCCUACAAUCCUUGGGGUCGACACUGUGGCCUUCAGCAGGAGCCUCUACUGUUCAGUUGUGCUGGCUCUGACCCUUCGCACCGCAGACUGUGCCCUUGCAGAGCUCACCUACCUGGACAGGUGGCACUGUGCCCUGACUGCAUCUAAACACAACUGUGAAAGAACCUGGGAAACAGCAGGGAGAGAAGAGGAAAAGGUAGUAGGGUUAGGGAGACAAAGGCGACCGAUGAGCCAUCUGCAGUGCGUACUGUAUACGUGAAGAAUUGAUUUCAACCAAAGAAAGCAAGCUUCCAAUGCUACUGAAAGUUUUGUGGUUUUGAUUUUAUACAGAGGCUGAAGGGUCCCAGUAAUAUGAAGGAAUCCUCUCAGUCAGCACGACUAACAUUUGGUUUUUCAUAAAAAUGUUGGAGUUACAAAUUCAUCACAAACACAUCAAGUGAUUGCUACUUGUCCUGCAGGCAGCCGACACUAGUGAUUAACAAUUAUUAAAACAAUAUGAGAGAGGUUUUGCCAAAUAAUGAACAUCUACGUCAUUUAAAUUUCUGUAGCUAGAUUUGUCCAGUGCAAUUGUUGUGUCAAGCUUUUGUUUUGUUUUUGUAAUGACAGUCAUUACUCAGGAACCAAAAAUAAAUGACAUGUCAUUUCGUAAGUACUUGAAGUGUUGAAGGAUAAUGAAUUGUGGGCCUGGUGUUUCAUGGUGCCUGAUAAAAAUCCCUCUUGUUGUUGUAGCUUUUUCUUGGUCCCUUAAGCAAAUAAUGAAGGCAACACGCACUUUAGGGAAAAUUUGUUUAGGUGUAUUUAAAUGAAGUGGGAAGCGGCACCAAAGACCGUAAAGCCAUUCAGUUCAAUUCCAGAUCACACAUAGUACAGUGCACUUCAAUAUUAUGCUAAAUAAGUAUCUAAUCAUUCAUUCGUACACAGUAAUGUAGCACAGUGGUCAGUGUUGCAUGGGAUUAGCUCCUCAAUGUAUCGCUGGCUGCAAAUAUUAUCCCGGGCCUCAGAGGAGAGAGGGUGACAGCCUAAGUGAUGAGGCUCAUUAUCUGAGCGAAUCAUGGAUAACCUCUGGAUGCCUUUGGGAGGUCACAGCCAUAUGACGAUGAUUAUACUGUCAUAUAAACCACUGGUUCCCAACCGUCUUUGACUUAGGAAACCCCCUCCCAGCUCUGUUUCAAUCCAUGCCCCCGCCAGUAAAGGCAGAACCUCAUUGUUUGUCUUUCAAACACAUAUUUUGCGUCAUUUAGCGGGAUAAAGUCACUGAAGGCAGGAUUAAUUAUGUUUUCUUGAGUUAUUUUACUCGAAACUACACCUAAAAAUGAUUUUGAUCAGAACAGAUGACUAAUUUUGCCCAGAGUUCUUGCAUUUGCUUCAAAAUUAUUCCCUGAUUGCUUCAUGACCUACAGACCCAAGGGUAUUUUGCACCCCAGGUUGAUAUGAACAAACAUGGAAACUUUACAUACAGUACAUACAAUGAUUUGGAGAGGUUGAACAUUUGAACAUUUCCAUGUCAGAAGCCUGAAAGGGUCACGCAGGCCUAUCCCAUCGUCCCUGCCUGCAAAACAGCUUGUGAAAGAAACAAAUGAUAACAACUAAAGGCCAAACUUCAUCCCACAUUCCGUGUUGUAAGUGCUACACUUACAUGGCGCAGCUGUUAGCAAAGAUGUCUCCAACACAAUGGCAACAAGCUGCUGUGUUGAACUGGAUCGAUGUGAGGUUUUUCUUGGAAAUGACGCACUCGUGGAUGUUAAUUGGCAGAAAAAGAGACCUUUUCUGCACCGAUACACUCCAUGUGACCAGAACAUAUUGUCGCUCCGGGAUCAGACCGCUCAGGGUUGCGACGACAGAACUGGUCGACAGUGUGAUUGACUAGUAAAUGGCUGUGAAACGGUCCAUGAAAACAAUAUUUGUGAUGACUUUGGUGGAUUUUGGUGAAUUCAUUUGGCCCUGUCAAAUGUGACUUUUGUGUAAUUAGCUGAAUGAUCCAAAGAUGAUGGAAGUGAAGUUGUGUUUAUGUCAAAAGGCUUUUUGGAAUAAAAGAAAAUAAAAGUUGCUUUUGACUCAGA